This is a messenger RNA of Knipowitschia caucasica, 627 nucleotides long. The record is from the annotation of a GenBank genome assembly. NCBI's taxonomy places the organism in Eukaryota, Metazoa, Chordata, Actinopteri, Gobiiformes, Gobiidae.
AUGAGGGGGGGAUAUGUGGGGGGGGGGGUGUGGGUGGGUGGUAUGGGUUGGGGUUGGGGUAUGGGGGUUGGGGGUGGGGGUAUGUUGGGAUUUGGAGGGGAGGAGGGUGGGGAGGGUAAGGGGGGGGGGAUGGAUGAUAGGGGUUUGUGUGGGGGGGGGGUUGGGUUAAGGGGGAAGUUAUGGUGGUUUGAGGGGGGGGGGGAGGGGGGUAUGGUGGUGGGGAUGGUUAUUGGGGAGGGGGGGGGGGGAUAUGGGGGUGUGGUUAAGGUUAAAAAAGGGUUUGGGAAAGUUUGGGGAAGAGUUGAGUGGGGGGUGGUGGAAAAUGGGGGAGGGGGGGGGGAAUAUGGGGGGGGGAAGGGUGUGGGAAAGAGUUGGGGGGGGGUUGGAAAGGGUGGGGUGAUGGGGGGGGGGGGUGUUGGGGGGGGUGGUAGAGUUGAGGGAUUGGGGGAUUUGAAUGGGUUUGGAGGGGGAGGGGGGGAAGGGGGAUGUAUUUGUUGGUGGGGUGAGAAUGGGAGUUGGAUAGAGGAUAGGGGUUGGGGGGGUGGGGGGGGGGGGGGGGGGUUGGGGGUUUGGGUUGGGGGGGUGAGGGGGGGGGGUGGGGUUGGGGGGUGGGGGGGGGGGGUUUGA